Calliphora vicina (urban bluebottle blowfly) is the source of this 777-nucleotide messenger RNA. RefSeq lists its product as uncharacterized. Gene Ontology annotation, molecular function: aspartic-type endopeptidase activity. Lineage: Eukaryota; Metazoa; Arthropoda; Insecta; Diptera; Calliphoridae. The coding region runs from base 1 to 777 and encodes 258 amino acids. Gene Ontology annotation, biological process: proteolysis. The record is from RefSeq and is a predicted model, not a curated record. The transcript has a single exon.
AUGAGCACGAACACAUUGAGCAGCGUAUUGCUAGCUACAGCCCAAGUGCGGGUAAAAUCCUUACAUCUAGAAUAUAUAACAUUACGGGCUUUAAUUGAUCAAGGUUCGCAGAUAACCUCUAUAAGCGAAGAAGCAGCACAAAUCCUCCAAUUACCCAGGAAGAAAACUGAGGUUAAACUACAAGGCCUGGGACAAACAGUGGUAGGAGUUGCAAAAGCAAAAAUAAACUUAGAAAUACAUCCGAGAUUUCUAAGCAACGAGAUGAUAACAGCAGAGGCAUUAAUAUUACCAAAAUUAGUGGCAACUCAUCCCGAUGUAUCAUUUAAUUAUGAUGUGCAAAAAUGGAAAAACUUCAAUUUAGCAGAUCCCAAUUUCAACAAAGCAGAUAGAAUUGAUAUUGUUAUUGGUGCCGACUUAUUCUCGCAAAUAUUGGAAGACGGUGUACAUCGUGAAGAGAAAAUUCUUGGGCAAAACACUAAGUUGGGUUGGAUUCUAUCUGGCGUGAUCCGAGUAAACCAUAAAAGCAAUACAAAAUCAGUAGCUACUACCAACAUUGAAAGGUUCUGGGAAAUCGAGGAAAUAGAGGAGGAAAAUUCCCCAGACGAGGAAGAUAAAUGCCUAAAACUAUAUUCUGAAACAACAAGAAGAGAUGAAGAUGGUAAAUUUAUCGUAAGACUACCAUUUUUAGAAGAUUGCGAGCUUGGCGAUUCUUACAAGAGGGCGAUGGCUCGAUUGAUGAGUCUAGAGGCGGCUAAAAGAAAAUCCAUUACUAAAUAA